GCCAAACUAACUCGUUAAUAAUACGAGUUGUUUUUGUCGAGUUGAUCUCUCCAAAGAGAUAAGUCAAACAAAAAAACAAGAAAAGUGAAGAGAGAUAGAGAAAGAGGAGGAAAAGGAGAAACUAGAGACGAUGGGUUAUUGUUCUGCGAUUAGGCUUUGUUUAUGCAUCUUCUUUGCACUUUCAAUCGUCUCUACGGCUCGACUCGGUUUUUCGUUUUCAGAAAAUGAAAAGAUGGUGGUGAGAGGAAGAUCAUUGAUGAUGGUGAGCACCAAUGACUACGACGAGCCAUCGGCCAACGGCAGACACAACCCACCUGGUGGGAGGCACGGUGGAGGUCGGAGAGGAUGAAUAAUACAAAUUGUUUUUUUUGUUCCUAUUGUUAAGAAAAAAAUAACGAGAUUAUGUUUUGGGAUAUAUAUAUAAAUAUAUAUAUUUAAGUUUA
This is a messenger RNA of Raphanus sativus (radish), 443 nucleotides long. Its product is annotated as protein PSY3. The transcript has 2 exons. The record is from RefSeq and is a predicted model, not a curated record. Bases 131 to 349 code for a protein of 72 amino acids. Lineage: Eukaryota; Viridiplantae; Streptophyta; Magnoliopsida; Brassicales; Brassicaceae.